Haliotis rubra (blacklip abalone) is the source of this 2374-nucleotide messenger RNA. RefSeq names its product nucleolar RNA helicase 2-like. The record is from RefSeq and is a predicted model, not a curated record. Gene Ontology annotation, molecular function: ATP binding; RNA binding; helicase activity. Lineage: Eukaryota; Metazoa; Mollusca; Gastropoda; Lepetellida; Haliotidae.
CCACCUACAAACCGGAUAUUGCAGACUCACCACGUGGGAACCACAUUUGUGAGACUCGGCUCGUUCACAGAUCUCUCUUAGAGAAAUGAAAUUUUCUAUACCGGAAUCUGAUUCAACAGACACUAUGGCUAAGAAAGAUAAAACGAAAAAGGAUAAGAAGUCCAAGAAAUCUGAAAAAACCGAAGAACAGGUUGAAAAUGGAGAUGCUAAUAGUAUGGAGGUGGACGUAGCAGAGAAUGGUGCAGAUGCAUCACCGAUCAAGAUCAAGAAAAAGAAGGAGAAGAAGGCAAAGAAAUCUACCAAUGAGAAUGAGGAUGAGAAACAGUCAGAAGAGGCAGAGGAAGACCCUGACGUCAAGUUGGGGGCAUUUACAAACUUCAGAAUAUCUCCUGGCACUAUUGAAAAACUGAAUGCCAAGGGUAUAAGCUACCUGUUUCCUGUCCAGUAUGAAACAUUUGACACCGUGUUUGAUGGCGGCGAUGUAAUAGCUCAAGCCAGGACUGGCACAGGUAAAACUCUCUCGUUUUCCCUACCUCUGGUUGAGAAGCUUCAGAGAAGUGAAAAGAAACUGAAGCAUGGUAGGAGCCCAAAGGUUCUGGUACUGACCCCAACAAGAGAACUAGCCAAGCAGGUUCAUGAUGACUUCAAGGCAGUCUCUGAAAGUCUUGAGAUCCUUGUAAUAUACGGAGGAACUCCUUACGGCCCUCAGGAGCGUGUGAUGCAGAACGGUGUGGACGUGGUGGUAGGGACGCCUGGGCGAGUGUUGGACCACGUACAGAAAGAGAACCUCAAGCUGAACAAGAUCAAGCAUGUAGUGCUGGAUGAGGUAGACCAGAUGCUUGACAUGGGCUUCGUGCAGUCAGUGGAGGAGAUCCUCAAGGGAGCAUACGAGAGAGAGAAGGAGAGUAAUCACCCUCAGACCUUGCUGUUCUCGGCCACCCUUCCGCCAUGGGUGAGGGAGACCGCCAACAAGUACAUGCGGAACGAUGUGAAGAAAGUUGAUCUGAUCGGCAAACAAACCAACAAAACAGCCACAACAGUGCAGCACAUGGCCAUCAAGUGUUCAUACCAUGACAGGGCAGGGACGAUCGGCGACAUCAUCCAGGUGUACAGUGGUAACCACGGCCGCGCCAUGGUGUUCUGCGAGACCAAGAAGGAUGCAGAUGAGCUGGCCUGCAGUCCCAGCAUCAAAGUUGACUGCCACGUCCUCCACGGAGACAUUCCACAGGAGAAACGCGAGCUGGUCUUGGCGAGUUUCAAGGAAGGAAAGUACAAGUGUCUCAUCACCACGAAUGUGGCUGCACGAGGUUUGGACAUCCCCCUCGUAGAUCUCGUCAUUCAGUGCAACCCUCCAAAGGACACGGAUUCCUACAUCCACCGAUCAGGUCGGACAGGAAGAGCGGGGAGAUCUGGUGCCUGCGUCUGCUUCUAUAAACCCCAAGAGGAGAGCAGUCUCCUGUGGGUGGAGAAACAAGCAGGUGUAACUUUCCAGAGGAUCGGUCCACCGUCACCCGAGGAGAUGAUCAAGGCUGGGGCCAUUGAUGCUGUCAGGUCCCUUGAUGAUGUACCCAAUGAAACUCUAGAGCAUUUCAAAGAGUCUGCAGAAUCUCUCAUUGCCAGUCGUGGUGCCGUCAAUGCCUUGUCUGCUGCCCUCGCUGUCAUCUCAGGAAGCACAACUAUUUCAAACAGAUCACUGUUGUCAUCAAAGGAGGGCUUCACGACAUACGUGUUCAGGACCAACAUGGAGCUGAGGGGCACGGGGUACGUGUGGAGGGCCCUGGAGAAGUUCCUUGGAGAGGAGGAGAAGGAGAGGGCCACCGGGAUGAGGAUGCUCGAGGACAAAAUGGGCUGUGCGUUUGAUAUGCCGUCAGAGUUGGAGGACACGAUUGAGGCAAACUGGACCGAUGGCAAGUACGAUACAUUGGUCAAGGCCACAGAAGUACCGAAACUUCUACCUCAGUCCAGCUUCGGUGGAGGCAGAGGAGGUGGAGGCUUCCGAGGUGGUAACCGUGGAGGCGGCUUUGGCGGGGGCUUCCGUGGGGGAGACAGAAGAGGAAGGGGGAGAGGUGACUUCCGGGGAAGGGGUGGUUUUGGGGGGAGAGGGCGUGGAGGUGACAGGGGACGAGGAGGAUUUGACGGGGGAUUUAAACGCAAACAGAGUAUAUCAUUUGAUUCGCCACAGGGCAAGAAAAUAAAAUUUGAAUGACCAUAAUCUUUCAUUAAUGUUUACUCAUGUACAGUUUUUGUCUUGUCAUGUUAUUGUGUUGUCAGGGUUGUUUCUGCAUUUGUUUUCAGUCAAUUGUUAUGAAAUAUUCUUAGUGCAAUGUUAUAUACAUAGUGUAUAUGUAUGAAGAAAAUAAAAUUGUAAAUAUGA